GGUUUGACCAGUCAACAUCACCGUGCCGUGGAGUACCGUGAAAGAAAUAAUCAUGACACAAAAUGUACUCGGAACAUGCUGUGAUAACGAAAUUGAAAUCAUUUUCUACGAGGGGAACUACUGUAAUCAAGCAAUGGAUGUUUUGCGGAAGUCAUUCUUUCUAAACGAAACCGUAUGUAUUGGAGCAGAAGUGAAUCUCGAUAGUCAAGCUCAACAAGAGCUGGAGAAACUUUGUCUGGAUGUUGCCAGUAGCGGCGUUUCACUGCUGGCACGAUGCAAAUCGAACGAUGAAAUCGUAGGAGUAUCUUUCAAUGUACUGCAAACACCCAGCGGUCCAGGAGAAGUGAAUUAUUUUGAAACAUUUCGGGAUCAGUGCAAAUCGGAAAGUGCAAAGAGUCUCAUGCAAUACAUGAUUACCAUGGAUGCCAAAGUUGACCUGUUCCAGAUGUUUAAUGUAGAUUGUCUCCUGGAGAUCAUGUUUUUGGCCACGUUACCCGCUUUCGAAGGAAGAGGAAUUGCGAGUAAACUUGUUUCUUGUUCGAUCGAUCUGGCGAAGAAACUGAAGCAAGGCCAAGACAAUGAAAUUCUGUCGGAUAUUUCCAACCAUAGAAGGCCUCAGCUUGUUUCAGCGCUCUUCACGUCGAGAGUAUCGCAAAAAGUUGGCGUCAAAAAUAAGUUCUCAGCAAUUAAUGAAGUACCUCACGCGGAAUUUGUUUUUCGCGGUAAAACGUAUAGCGAUCGCAUUGGACCUGAUCAUCCGACAUCUACACUGAUGGCUAGAGAAAUCUAAAAUUACACUAAUGGUUAAAAAAAUCUGCAAAUAAUUAUGCCAUUCGAAUUGUUUUAACAUUGACAAGCAGACACCUAACUUGAAUAUGAAAAGUGUGUAGUGAAUAACAACCUUUCAAAAUCUAGUUGAUGGUGUGUUGUUUGGUGCGCUACGUUCGAUUAAAUGAUAUCCCGUAAUCGCAUGCUGUUGUUUGAAAAGUUUUUGUGAUUUGGUAAGACACUAGCGAUACAUAAAUAGCUCCCAGCAAGCCUUGCGGAAGAAAUCGUUUUACGAAUAAUAAAAAAGCUCCCAAAGUUCGUCGGUUUACCUGAUAAGAGAUUAGAAUAUAGGAAUAUAUUUUAUAUCACUGAUAA
Malaya genurostris is the source of this 1143-nucleotide messenger RNA. RefSeq lists its product as uncharacterized. The transcript has 2 exons. The record is from RefSeq and is a predicted model, not a curated record. NCBI's taxonomy places the organism in Eukaryota, Metazoa, Arthropoda, Insecta, Diptera, Culicidae. Gene Ontology annotation, molecular function: N-acetyltransferase activity. Bases 53 to 790 code for a protein of 245 amino acids.